Messenger RNA from Chrysemys picta bellii (western painted turtle), 1172 nucleotides. The record is from RefSeq and is a predicted model, not a curated record. Lineage: Eukaryota; Metazoa; Chordata; Testudines; Emydidae.
CACCCCAUUGCCGCGGCCCCACUCAGAGCACCAGCCCUGGACCCGAUCCUGCUGCGUGGGCUGGGGCAGGUGGGGGGCAGCCACAUUAACCCAGCCCUUUCUCCCCUCCCCCGCAUGGCACAGGCUGCCCCCGCAUCAUCUCACGCCGACAGUGGGGGGCCCGGCCCCCGAGAAACAGGGUCCCACUGAGGACCCCAGUGCCCUACGUCAUCAUCCACCACACGGCAGGGAACCGCUGCACCUCGCAGGCCUCCUGCAGCCAGCAGGUCAGGGGCAUCCAGAACUAUCACAUGGACACCCGGCGCUGGCCCGACAUCGGCUACAACUUCCUGAUCGGCGAGGACGGCAGAGUCUACGAGGGCAGAGGCUGGAGCAGCGUGGGGGCCCACGCCUACGGCUGGAACUAUAAGUCGCUGGGAUUCAGCUUCCUGGGCAACUUCUCCAGCAGAGCCCCCAACGCUGCCGCCCUGAACGCCGCCAAGAGCCUGAUCCAAUGCGCCGUCUCCAAGGGCUUCCUGAGACGCAGCUACACCCUGACGGGGCAUCGCAACGUGAACCCAACCAGCUGCCCCGGGAACGCCCUCUACAGGGUCAUCAGCAGGUGGCCCAGGUUCAAAGGCAAACCCUGAGUCGCUGCAGCCUCGGGGAAGCCCCUGCGCCCAUCGCUGACCCCGCCUGCGGCUUCUGCCUUCUCAAGCAGCACCUCCGUACUCCAGCAGGGGGCAGCCUCGCGCUUCCCGCCCACCUGCUGCCUCCUGGGGCCCGGAGAGCAGGGAUCUGAGAGUUGGGGUUACGCUCCCGUCUCCCCUGGGCUCUGCUGCCCUCCCUCACCCCAGGGCUCAGAUUUCUAAUGGUGCCUUGGAGCCAACUGCCCCCCCCCCAUGUGGCUUUCUUCGGCAGAGGCCAGGCCUAGCCCCUCGCUCCCGCCCAGAACGGGCACGUCGGCUCAGCCCGGCUCCGCACACAGCCAGGCCCAGGGUCUGACAGCAUCCAGGGGGUGGGGCCAAUCCUCAGCCGAGCUCCGUGGCGACCUCCCUGCCAAUCCCUGGGCAGCUCAGGGAAUGUCGCCUCCAUUCCCGUGUUAAACGUCUGAGCAAUUCUCACUUCCAGAGUCAAACCCUCCUCUGCCCCCAGCCCCCUGACAUCUGCAGCGAAAUUCAUCUGGACUCCCC